UUUUGACAUUGGUAGCGGUUAUUCCCGGUUAAUCCCGAGAUGAUAUACAACCGCGGCAGCCGCACACACAAAAAGACGUUCCGAUUCGCCUCCUUACAGCUAUGGAGAGGCCACCAAAAGCAAGCAACACACUCGACGACCAAGCAUUGUUUCUUGGGGAGGCACCACUGAUGGCACAUUACAAACAGAAGCAACAGGAGCAGCCCAAAUGGAGCUGGCAUUUGAAUUUGGCGGGCUUUGGCUCAACUAUUGGCGCUGCCGUCCCAGUUGGUUACUGCACAGGAGUGAUGAACAGUCCAGCUGUGCACAUGCGAACAUGGUGCAACGAGACAUUGAUUUCGCGUUAUGAUCUCCAUCUGACCCCAUCGAGCAUGGAGCUACUGUGGUCGGCGGCCGUUUCGCUUUUCCUAGUGGGCGGAGCAUUAGGUUCUGUAACAGGUGCUUCGAUGGCCACCAGAUUUGGUCGCCGUGGAUGCUUCUAUAUUUGUGGCAUCCUGUUAGCCAUCGGCUCUAUAUGUUUCUAUGCCUGUCGCAUGCUCAGCUCUGUCGAAUUGCUCCUCCUUGGCCGCUUACUAGUUGGCCUGGCGGGUGGCCUCAUCACAGCGUUCAUGCCCAUGUAUCAUAGUGAGUUGGCGGCUCUGCAGCAGAGGAGUACUCUGGCGCCGCUGUGUCCCAUGGGUUUCACUGUGGGCGUGGUCAUUGCCCAAAUCUGUAGUCUGCAAACGGUGUUUGGUAGUUCGGAGGAUUGGCACAUCGCUCUGUCCUGCUAUGGUCUAUUGGUGAUCAUUUGCUAUGCCCCACUCCAUUACUAUCCAGAGAGUCCUAAAUGGCUGUAUAUUGUGAAAGGACGAAAGGAACAGGCACAGCUCCAAUUGCAAAAGCUGCGUGGCUACUCUGCGGGCAGUCCAGCAUUGCAGGCGGAACUGGAUGACAUGGAGAUGGAGGCCACAUCCAAAGACACGGCCAGUGGUUUCUUGGAAGUCUUGAGAAAUCCUCGACUCCGGCUGCCAUUGAUCAUAACCUGCGCGUUUUUGGGUGGACAACAACUAUCGGGUAUCAAUGCGAUUUUCUACUACUCCGUGUCCAUUUUCCGGAAGGCAGGCUUGUCCACUCAAGCCUCGGAGUGGGCCAAUUUGGGAGCUGGUUGCCUCAAUCUGUUUACCUCCUUACUGGGCCCAGUGCUAAUGGAGCGAGUCAACCGAAGGCCACUGAUGCUCUUCUCCACAUUUUUCUGCACCAUUUUCCUCUUUCUGUUUGCCAUGAUGCUGCAGUUCAUAGAUAGCUUCAGCUGGUUUGCCAUGGGCUGCAUUGCCUGCAUCUUUCUAUACAUAUUCUUCUUCCAAUUCGGCCUGGGCCCCAUGCCCUUUUUCAUAGGAGCCGAACUCUUUGAGGUUGCUCCCCGUCCAGCUGCCAUGGCCAUGGGCAGUGUCGUCUAUUGGAUGUGCAAUCUAAUCAUUGGAAUGGCAUUUCCCACGCUACAAAACGCCUGGGGAGCGUUGGUCUUUCUGCCCUUCUCGAUUACCUGUUUGCUACUGUUUGGAUUGACGAAAUGGUACUUGCCCGAGACCCGUGGCCGCGAUCCAUCCGAUGUGGCUCCGCUGGUAGCAAGUGGCUUUAAAUCAAAAGUUUCAGCAGCAGUCGUAUCCACCCAAUCUUAAUGUCUAAUAAAUAAAUGUCCAAAAGAG
Molecule: messenger RNA, 1685 nt
Organism: Drosophila willistoni
Lineage: Eukaryota; Metazoa; Arthropoda; Insecta; Diptera; Drosophilidae
Product: solute carrier family 2, facilitated glucose transporter member 3
Exons: 4
Coding region: 102-1658 (518 amino acids)
Biological process (GO): monosaccharide transmembrane transport
Cellular component (GO): membrane
Molecular function (GO): hexose transmembrane transporter activity
Source: RefSeq, a predicted model, not a curated record